Rotaria socialis is the source of this 2253-nucleotide messenger RNA. NCBI's taxonomy places the organism in Eukaryota, Metazoa, Rotifera, Eurotatoria, Philodinida, Philodinidae. The record is from the annotation of a GenBank genome assembly.
AUGGUUCAAAAUCUAAUCAGUAAUAUUCAUACGAAUGGAAGUGUUAAAAAUGAUAAGGAAAAAAAUACUUUAUCCGUAUCAGAAAAUUCUGAACAUAAAACAAAAGGUUCGUCAUGCAAGAGCAUUCGCUUGUAUUUAUCAUUAACUAUUGGUUCACUCGGUAUUAUCUUUGGUGAUAUUGGCACGAGUCCGUUGUACGUUAUUCGCACAAUUUUUGCUGACAAUCUUCAUCCAACACGACAGCAAUGUAUAGGUGCUAUAUCACUAGUUAUAUGGAAUUUAAUUAUCGUUGCAUCAAUAAAAUAUGGUAUUUUUAUACUGAUGGCUGACAAUCGUGGUGAAGGUGGAACAUUUGCUCUAUGCGCUUUACUGACAGGUGAACAUAGUCGAUUACGUGCGCGUGCUAAACAUGUGAUUAGUAUAGUGUCGAUAUUUGCUGCUUCGCUUUUAAUUGGUGAUGGUGCACUGACACCGGCUAUUAGUGUUCUAUCAGCUGUCGAAGGUUUAGCGACCACAUCUCAAGCAUUAACGAAAUUGAUUCUGCCAGUAACAGUUUUUAUAAUUGUAAUUCUUUUUUUCGUGCAAAUGUUUGGUUCAUCCAAAAUUGGUUUAACCUUCGCACCCAUCAUGAUCGUUUGGUUUGUUGUCUUGUUUUCAAUUGGCAUAUGGCGCAUUACAUUUGAUCCCUCGAUACUUCGAGCAUUUAAUCCUUGGGAAGCUGUAAGUUAUUUAAUUCGAGAAAAACAAAAAGGAUUUAUGCAGAUUGGUGGAGUUUUUCUGUCAGUAACUGGUCUUGAAGCAUUUUAUGCUGAUUUGGGUCAUUUUGGUCGAGGACCUGUUCGAACUAGUUGGUUAUGUGUUGUAUUACCUUCUGUAGUGGCGAAUUAUCUUGGUCAAGGAGCAUUGAUUAUGCAUUCUCCUGAAAUGAUCUCUAAUCCAUUCUAUAAUGCUGGUCCAGCAUGUUUUCGAUGGCCACUAAUUAUUCUUGCAACGAUGGCAACUAUCAUCGCUUCUCAAGCGAUUAUUACUGGCGUUUUUUCUUUAAUUAGUCAAGCAGCAUCGCUCGGCUUUUCACCGCCAUUACGUGUUAUACAUACAAGCAAAAAAGUGAUUGGGCAAAUAUAUGUCCCGGCUAUUAAUUGGAUUAUUUUAUUGAUGACAAUAUCUAUCACUCUUUAUUUUCGUAGUAGUGGUCAAUUAGCACAUGCAUAUGGUGUUACGGUAUGUUCAGAUAUGUUAAUAACAUCAAUACUUUAUAUGUGUGUUAUGCGUUAUGUAUGGAAUAAUCAUUGGAUACGUGUUGCACUUUUUGGAACAUUUCUUAUUAUUGAUAUAACUUUUCUUUCGGCUAAUGUAGUUAAAUUUUUUGAAGGUGCUUGGGUAGCUUUAUUAAUUGCAAUAGUUUUCUUUAUUUUUGGUUUUUCUUGGUAUUACGGUCAAACAUUACUUCGUAAAUAUCUUAAUUUUUAUGCUCAAACAACAACUCUUAUUCAAUUACCGGUUCGGCUCGGUCUCUCGGAUUUAAAUGGUAAAUUAACACAAGAGUCAAAACAUGAAGAAUUCAAACGGUCAGGAAGUUUAUUACUCGAUUAUCAAACAGCAAGUAGCGAUGAAGAAGAUGACGAUACAACAAAUGAAAAGGUUAACAUGCCUCCAGAAUCAUUAACAAAUACUGAUACGACCGAUAAUAAUCGUUUUGAAUUCAUUGAUGAUUCUGACGAUGACAACAAUAUAUUUCGUAUUAGUUCAACAGGCAACGUUGCAUUUACAGUGACACCUGGUCUCGGUGUUUUUCUAACAACAUCAUCCAGACAUACACCACAUGUAUUUGAACGUGUAUUAGCACGUAUUCACGCGCUUCCUGAAGUAGCAAUCUUUCUUAAAUUAGAAUAUGCACGAAUACCAAUUGUUGAUCUUACUCAUCGAUUGAAAGUUGAAAAAUAUGGUACAGAUGAACGACACUUUUAUCAUAUUACAGCACGUUAUGGAUAUUCAGAACAUAAAAUUCAUUUAUUUGACAUUUUACAAUUAGCCGCGACUGAAUAUCAUGUUCCAGUGCCGGAUGGUCAUAAGAUCACAUUUUUUAUUCCAGCAAUAACUAUUCGUGUUAUACGUAAAGGAUGGCGUACAUUACCCAGCAAAUUGGUACUAUCUAUAUAUUCAGUAUUGAAAAACGUAUUUCCAUUUGGUCAAAAAAAUCUACAUCUUUCACCUGAUCAUACUGUUAGUGUUGGCAUGGUUGUUCCAUUGUGA